Molecule: messenger RNA, 1814 nt
Organism: Sarcophilus harrisii (Tasmanian devil)
Lineage: Eukaryota; Metazoa; Chordata; Mammalia; Dasyuromorphia; Dasyuridae
Gene: C5H12orf71
Product: chromosome 5 C12orf71 homolog
Exons: 2
Coding region: 771-1727 (318 amino acids)
Source: RefSeq, a predicted model, not a curated record
UAUCACUCAUGAUUAUUUUGCUUGAUUUUUGGGGGAGUGUUACUUCCACCAUCAACCUUCAUUUUUUCAAACUGAAACUUUUCAGUCUGUCUUCAAAUAACAGGGCUCCCCAAGAGGAUACAGAGUUGCCACUUGCCUCCCCAUUCAUAAAUGAAAUCGUUUUCUUUUCAAAGUAAGAGGAAGAGAUUCUAAACACCAUAUGAGUCAGAUCUUCAUUAGUCUAGGAUGGUAUAGGGACAGUAUCACUAGGAAGAAAAGAAUCAAUGCUAUAUCCCUCUAAGCAGUUCUCCAUAGCCUAGUUCAGUGAUUUGUUCUUGGCCUCUUAAGCCCUAUUUCUGAGUUACUUAUUUAGCUCCUUAGGUCAAUAGGUUGUCAUGGUAACCAACAGUCCUAGAAUUUAAGCCCUGUGACAGUUAGACUUUGAGCAAGAGACUCACAGGAUCCAAAAUGAUUUAUGUCCCCUCACAGUUCCCAUUAGAGCUUGACAUAUCAAAGACAUAUAAACUAUAAAAGAAUCUAAGCUUUAAAACUAUAGCAAGAGGAAUAGUCAAGAAGUGUAGAGGAAUGUUUUAGGAAAGAGGGCUGUUACACACGACAAUGGGUUUCUUAAGCAGAGUAGUGGUCGUCUCCUUUGCUUCAUGGAUGAAGAAUACAAACUUCUAUGAGUAUGGUAUGGCAGUCAUGGGAAGCAUGGGAAUGGAUGAUUACUCAAAGAGUAGAAGCAAAGUAUUAGCAACUUUCUGCUGUUUUCUCAGAUGAGGAAGGUCUGAAUGACCAAACCCCAGGCUAUGAGGUCUGACCCCUUUGACACUAUGGCAUCCUCAUCCUCCCAGAAUGAUAGCACCGACACAGAGAUUAGCAGCUCUGAGUCUAAUUUCAGCCUCUCUGUGGGCUAUUUUCCCUCCCAGGAAACAAACUCUUAUGAGGAAACAAGCCCAGAGAGUGAUACCAUACAUUUUCUCCCACCCAUCCAAGGAGCAUGGCUGACUAAAAGCACAGGGAGAAUGAAAGGAAGACAUAGCCAAGCUCAGAUAAGCCCAGAACAAUUUUCCAAACUUAGCAUUACUUUAGCGUGGGAUAUUGAUCUGGGUCCUGACCAAUCAGACACAGUAACUGACUGGGACUUAAAGAAAGAAAAUGACUGGACAGACAUGAAGCAAGAACAAAAUAUACAUGGGACUAUGAGGAAGUUAGAUUGUUUUGCUCAAAAGUUGGAAACAAAUAUUCAGAAAGAAGAUAAUUUUAUCCCUGAAUCACUUCUAAAAGAAGAUUCCCAUAUCAUCACAGUUCCCCCUCUAGAAACCACUAAAACCACAACUAAGUCCAUCCAAGAAGAGAAUAUGUCUCAAGAUUCUCCGGUUGUUCAACUUCUAAAAAACAGACAUCUGGUCCAAGAAGUCAUGCCACAGGAGCUCAGAGGAACAAAAGAGAUGGAAACACCAAGCUACAAGGACAAGAGAACAUGUUCUGGAGAAUCUUCUUCACUCUCCACAGGAAAGAGGGAAUACCAGCCUCCUCCUUCCUCAGGUAUACAGUUACUGUCCUGUUUAAACAUAGGCCGGCUUCUCAGGUGGUUAAGGGAACAAGUCAUUUCCUCACUCUCGGGAAGGGAACAGUCCCAAAACAGAGCCACAGAGGGCACAAAAUUGACAACCUCGAAAAGACAGCGUUCAUUCAGAGAAAGGAGAGUUCAGCCGCAGGAUACUCCAAAAUCUACCAACCUGUAAACCACUGAAACUUUGUGAUAGCAAUUCUCCCAUUUUCCCCACAGGGUCAUCUUUUAGCUCCAAUAAAAUACAUCUAAAUUAAUCUUA